CAAGUCAAUAAAAACCUCAAUUGUGCCAAUAAAAGGCUUUCAUUGUUCUUCACUGACAAGUUACAUUUUACUACCCUUUCCUGAAGUGUAUUGCCCCAUGUUUCAUAAUCAGACUGCAACGUUUUUAUCUGAUGUGGGACGUUAAAGUGUGUUGGCUCUUCUUUGGUUUUGAAUAAAAAAUGGGGGAUUGGCUGCUACUUGAGUGUCCCAAGAGUUUCCUGGAAGCUCAAUAACAACACGCUCUGUAUUAGCUUUAUAUGAGAUAAAGAGUUGUGGAGGACUGCCAAGAAGAAAGGCUCUCGAGGUUCGGCCAAUAAGAAGCAGAGCGGUCAUGUAACGCGAUGGUUUUUGGCAAAUGCACAAAAAGGAGGGGGAGAGACCUGCGCACAAAGCAGCACUUGGAGUCAUCACUGUGUCUAUUUCCUGCUUUUCAAAUCCAUCACAUUAAACAGAUAUAUCAACAUCUAAAAAUCAGUGACUCGACAAGCAAUGCUGGACUGUCAUGCUAGAAAUGUGGAACUUGCAAGCUCAGCCUUUCUUUCUAACGGACAGUAUUUACAUUCUGCUGCAGUUCAUCAGCCAUAUAGAGAGGCUCAACAAUGUUUAAAAAACAUAUGGAACGAAGGAUGAGAAACCUACUUUAUUCCAGGAGAGGCAUUAGGACUGGUGGGGCUCAAUGGAGCUGGUAAAAGCACAGCUAUACAUAUGAUCACUGGAGAGACCACGCUGAGCACUGGACAGGUGUUCUUGGAGCUCUCCCUGGAGCAAGAGAAACACGACUUUGAUAUGGAGUUGGAUGAAAACAUGAAUUCAAACAACUUCAGUGAGAAGAGCCCUCAAGGUAUUAACACACAAAUCCCCAAGUUUACCAAUGGGCUUCAAAAAGGAUGCAGGUUUGGAGUGGUUUCCUUGAAUGGAAUAUAUCUUGAGUCCUUACUGUGGUCUCAUUUAAAUAUAUCCUCAGAUUCUACCAUCUGCCUGAGGCUGCUGUUCAGGUCACAAAAAUCAGUAGAGUUUUGUCAAUUGAGCAACUCCAGUGUAUGCCAUCUGAGAAACUGCCCUCCAUGUGAGCUGUGCAGCACAUAUAUCAUGCUUGACAUUGCCCAGGAGCACAUAAGGAACCAGUCAAACGAGUCUUUGAAUCAUUAGCAAUUACCUUUUUGUAUGAGAGAGGUCCCAGGUUACUUGAAAAAGGGCAACACAGAGUCUGUCUUUGGAAAGACUCCAGGGGAGUGAUCAGUCUGUCUUACUACAACACUUGAAAAGUUAAUUUGCCAUGUCCAAUCUCGUGUUUAUGAAUUUUGUAGACAACAAAGUUAGGAAAGGCACCAGUCAUUUUUGUGAACAGGGAAUCUAGAUUAUCUCCAGACUAUGGUAAUGUACUGGUGGGUGAAAAUCAGGGAAGAGAGUCCCAACGCACGUUUUCCUCUUCAUCUUCUAAUCACGUUAGAGAAUGUGGACCAAUAUUUUGAUCUUCUCUGCUCAGUUCCUGUGAAAUGACACAAAUAAAAUUAUUCGGCUUAAAAGCAUCCUUACAUUCAAAUACAGUUUUUGCUCUGUUACUGUACUCUGCCAAUAAAAGUCAGCUGCCGUUCUUCAGACUAUCACUGCUCUUUGAAUAACUGGUUUUUCAAGUGUGUCACAUCUCUCUGAUGUCUAAGGCCCACCUUCCAGAUUAGGGGUGCAAGGGCUGUCAUUCCCCCUGUUGAGUAGCUAGUUAAAUUAUGCGAAUUGGGUCCUACCUGGGUUACCAAUCUGCUGACCAAAAGGCUAAUCAGCAAUUAAAUUUAUGAUUGGGGCAGACAUGGGUGUGGGCCAUCUAUCAGACCCUAAUAAUAGUAGGUAAAAUCCCUAAAUAAAACCCACUUCCCCACAGCAGUGGGGGAAAGGGAUAUUUAUUAAAAGGGACAGCAGCAAAGCAACAAUACCAACAGCAAUAACUACAAUCAGGAUGAGCUGUUGGCUCUCCCAGGCCGUCCAUCUCCAACAGCCUCUCGCUGCUAGGCUAAGGGCAGCACUGUGUGUGGUCGCUUCCACCCUACCACCUGCAGGAUUUUGGCUGGAGACCUGGUCCAUAGAUGCCAAAGAUCCUAUUACCAACUCCCAGCUCUCAGGACCUAAUCUCAGGCAUUUUAUGCACGAGGUACUUUCUCAAUACAAAACCCAGUCUCUCUCCUUUGUGGUCUUUCCUACACUCGUUCUCAGGUGGGCUUAUAUGUGCUGAUAGCCCAGGCCUCCACAGAAGAGAAAAGCCAGACCAUACCUAGGCCUGACACCCCAACUUGCCAGCCCUCACACUUAGCCCGCUGUGUGAAUGUUGAGCUGCUUGCUUGCAGUCUGAUGCUUUAAGUGAAGAAAGUCCUGAAAGUUCACGUUUGUCAUCUGCAACACCUGGCCAUCCCCUUUAUCUCAUUUGGCCUUUGGUUACAGUUUUUCAACACCAGUGGUGAGCAAGGGUCCAGGGCCUUUCAUUUGGCAACACCUCCUGUCAUGGCAGCAUCUUGCCCCAGCUCUGUUCUUUGCAGCCAGAGUCUCAAGACCACCCGACUUCAUUGUAGACCUCGCCCCACUGCUUUUACUGAGCACCCCACACAGAUGAGCCCAUGCCACUCUCAGACUACCAGUCAGUGUGCUCACCCUCUUGGGGUCCAUGGCUUUGCUCUGUGCUCCUCCAGUCAGAAACUCUUGGACAACCAACAUCCGUCCAUGCUGAGCUUCUGGAGAUUAGAAUUCCUGGGAGUCCUUGCUACAGCUUGGACCCUGUCUGCACAGGAAAACAGGAUUGCUAAGACUUUAUAAAUUUACUGCAAUUUGCCUGCGACACAGGCAUGACUGCAGCUCUCUUCCCCCACUUAAGCAAAGCUCUUCCAGCCUCUCUUACAGUAUAAACUUCACGGCACUUUCUGCUGUCCGUGCAUGUAAUUGAACCUGGCUGUGUUUCUACUAUAGGCCUCAAGAACCUGGUUGCUGUUCUAUAGCUGACAUUAGAAAAGCUCUCUGUUCAAAAUGUCCUGAACUAGAAAUCAAGUGUUCCUAUGACCCCUGCUCUAUAUCCAACUACUGAGAAGUGAGGGAUACUUCUGCUAUUUAGAAGCUAUUUUCUAGAUAAUAUUUUGCAAACAACACUAUUGACCUGCAUAGAUAAUGGAGCUUACAUUUGCUUUCCUGUUUACCUACGUUAUCUUGCUGUUUCAUUCCCUUUGAAGUCAGUAGGACUCCUGCACCAAUAAGUGAAUUUAUAAGAGGCAGACAAGGUUCUUUGGGUACAUGUGGUAUCUUUUAUUAGAUCAAAAAAUAGUUAGAAACAUUGUGCCUGAAAGCUUGUAAAGAACAAACACACUUCUUCUGGCAUAGGGAGAGUCUGCUGGUGUUUAUAUGCUUUCCUGGGUGGAACAGAAGCUUAAACCAAUAUACACGAUCAGAUUUAUGAAGUGAAGUUCGUCGGCUCAUCUAUGAAAGGGUUUCCCCUCAAUGACACCAAAAGGACAAAGACUGAAGAGACCAGAGCAUUUGUUAGCAUGGGUAGAAUUAAGAACAAUCUGAACCUGUCGUGCUUGCGAAUGGUUAACUUGAAAAAUCACAAGCAUAAAAGAGAACAGGGUCAUGGCUGUGUGCUUGGCAUUGCAUGCAGAUAAUCCCCACAUGUCCAGUCAGCAACAUCUGGACGCAGUGAUUUCCAGAGGAAGGUGAACAAACUGUCCACACGCCACAUUGUGCAACUGGAAGGAAAAAAAUAAGCUUUCCUGACUUCUUCACAUGCCCAGCUGAAGCCCUGAAGCAUGAGAUUUAGUUAGGAUCAUUGUCUAAAUGUAGGUCUGAAUGGGAUUUCUUCACUUCCCCACUGCUUCGAGGAACGUUACCAAGGGAUUUCAAUUCUUUCUUCCUCCAUGAAGUGGGUGUAAUACUUCCUUUGUGAAGUGCUUUAUGAUUUUUCUACAAAAGGACUGCAAAUCGAAACAGAUAUUGUUCUUUUCUCAGUUUUGUUUUAUCAGAAGGUGCACGCUUUUCUUUUUCUCUCUGAAUCCAGACAUGCAGGAACUUCGGAGAAAAAGGAGCUUGUAUCAGCAAACUAAAGUUCUCCUAUGGAAAAAUUUAUUUAUCAAAUGAAGGAUGAAAAAACAGAGCCUGCAAGUGAGUGCAAAAAUCAAAUUGGGAAAAAAAGGAAAGAGCCAGGGUGUUUCUUCCAUGUGCAGAUCAAAAUUAGAAGCAUUUUCUAUGCCCCAGUAGGAGGUGACAUUCACCUGUGGUUAAGGCUUUUUUUAAUGGAUCAUAGCUCUUUCUUGCGUACAUGCCGCAGAUACUUGGUAGCACUUCAAAAACAGAGCACUAUGAGGGCGUGCACACGUGCAGUCACCUACCAGGUUGCCUCAGAGGUGCACUCCCCAGGUAGGAGGCAACCAGGGCUGCCCCUAGUGCCCUCUUCCCCAGGCAGACUCUGAUCAGUUGUUGGCCCUGCGGCAGCAGUUGGCCAGGCCGCCUUCCCUCCACCUGCUUGGCAGACAGGUGACAAUCGGCUGUCACCAUGCCACCGGCAGCUUGACCUUUGGUGGUAUUGCUUCUUGUAUUUGGAUUCCUGUGCCUCAGAUUUGAACUCAUUACUAAGGCUGCUUGCUGUUGCUGCAUGAAGUUAAAGUAAGUUGGACUUCCACAAGGGAACCUGGGGAAAAUUGUACCAUUGCUUAAAAAAAAAUAAACGACCCAAUCAACAUCUAUUGAAGUUGGAAUACCUGGAGGGAUUUAUAAAAAGGGGAGCACUGACCUUCGGCUCAUUUUGCCAAUGACGAUUUGAACUGAGAAACCGUGACUCUAUGGGUACGCCUGCACAGGAAAGGUCGUUGUGAUGAGUGAGGCUGUGAAUAUUCAGUAACGGGAUCCUACAAAGCAUUAUACACUGCUGUAUUUCUUGAUUUUUUCAAAUGAAUUUCCUCAGACAUGAAAUGCUGCUCUUAAGCCUUUUUACAGGGGAUUAGUGAUUCCAGUUGUGAAAGUGCACUUGGCCUGUUCUCAAAGUGAUGAGCUUCGUUUGUUACUUUCCUAGUAUUCGACUUAGUUUCUUAUAUCAUUGCUUGCUAUUCAAAUAUAGUGCUUAGAAAAGAAAGAAUUCAUAAAUAUUCGAUAUAAUUCAAAUGUAAUUCAAAAUAUGCAUAAAUAAUAAAUAAUGCCAAACAAAUUCACAGUCUUACAAAAGUUUCAAGUUUGAGGAAAAAAUUUUCUCUGAAAUUUGGAGCUACCAUCUCUAAUGCUCAAGCAAUAAGGGAGAGAGCACUCUUUCAAAAUGUUGUACCAUAUUCCUUCUUAUCCCCUUUUUCCCUCUAUUCAAGAAUUGAUCUUGUCUCUGCUUUUUCUCUUCCUGCUGUACUUCACAGAUAAAAGUACUUUUGAUCCAUACUGUCAAGAUGUACCUUAUGCUUCCCUUGGGCAACUAGAUGACCUGACUUUUAAUACUACAUCGGCCAAUGUUGUUUAUACACCAGCGAACAGUACCACAAGGCUUAUAAUGAAAAAGGUGGCUUCCAAAUCUCUCCUGGCUGGUACAUCAUGUCUAUCGAUGUUUACGGUUGUUAUUCUGUUACCUAUGGCGUUCUUGGACCUUUCCCGAGAGCAAGCGAAGGACAACUUUGAUCUGGCUUUGGAUGGAAAUUAUGGUUGGAAACAAUCAGGAAGAGCCAUAAAAAUAUUAAUUCCUUUCAUUUAUGAUUUAAUCAGUAUUUUUAAUCUUCAUAAUUUGACAGCAUGUAUAUUUUCUAUCAGUUGAAUGUGAUCACGUCAGUAGCAAGAUGUCUGGCCUGUAGCGCUGCAGCUUUCAUAUUUUUGGGAGAGAAAAUAUCUUUCCCAAAUGUAUGUUCUCUUUUCAUGGAAGUUUGUCUUUAAUAGGUUAAAUAUGUGGAUAUUCUUAAGAUAAAUAGCUUUGAAUAUCCUAAGUAGCAAAUGAAGAACAAGUCAGCAAAAAUACAGGUGGGCUCUGAAGAGGAUAUGGGUUUGGAUGAAUGAAACCAAGAACAGAAAAGGAAGACCUUUUUAGGGCCUUAUUUAAAAACAUUCCCAAUCUCCACCAUCCAAAUGUGAUUCUGAGCCUGAAUUGUUAAUUAGUGGAGCUCUGUCAAUAGAACAACUCCAGUAUACUCACACUUGAGAAACUGCCCUCCAUUUUUAUAAGUAGUAUGCAAACUGUGCAACCCAUAUGUUGUGCUUGAUUUGACCCUGGGGCAUUUAAAUAACUAGUCAAAGAAGCAUCUGUAUCAUUAGCAAUUGCAUUUGAGAAUUGAUAGAGCACAAAGGAGGUCCUAAACAACUAGAGAGGAGCAAUACAGUACCUAUCUUUAUGAAGUAAGGGAAAGGAAGACUCUAGGAUUCAUAGAUCUCUCUUUCUAUCUGCAAUAGCUGAAUCUUAUUAUUAUAAAGUCAGUUUGCCAAGACCAAACUGUUACGCUUAUGAAUUUUGUGGAUAACAAGCUGAGAGAGGUAACAGACAUUUUUGUCAAUAGGAUUAUCCCCAGACUAUUGUAUCAUACAUCAUGCCACUCGACUUGGCACUGGUGAGACCUCACCUGGGCCCCACACUUCAAGAAGGAUAUGAACAGAUUGGAAAAUUCCAGCGGAGAGUGACAAAAAUGAUUAGAGGUCCAUGAAGCAUGACUUAUGAAGAAAAGCUGAAAAGCUGAACUAGUGUUAUUUAGUUUGGAGAAGAGAAGACUGGAGAGCAGGGGGGGUUGGAAUUUGAUACGAGACUUCAAAUACCUGUAGGGCGGUUAUAAAGAGGGUGGAGACUGGCUUUUCUCUGUGGUCAUAAGAGACAGAACAAGGAGUGAUGGCCUCAAGCUGCAGCAGGGGAAAUUAUGAAACUUUUUGGUGAUGAGGGUGGUCAAGCAUUGCAACAGGCGACCUAGAGAAGCUGUGGGAUUUCCAUCCAUGGAAAUUUAAGAGCAGGUUAGGCAGCCCCUUGGCUGGGAUGGUUGAGUCAGGGAAGUUCCUGCUAAUGACCUCACGAGGUCCCUUCCAACACUACUUUACUAUGAACUUACACGAAUAUAGCCAUACUGGUUGUGUAAGCCUCUUAGAUGGCCAGUAUGUAAAGUUUGUAAAGAUUUUGUCAUUGGCUAGGAGGCAUCUGCCUGAAAGAAAGAAACUCUAUAUUCACAGAACAGGUUGAGUGUAAGGGUUGGCAAGUUGAGGGGGGGGAUGUCCUCUGUAAUCCUCAGCUGGACGGUGGGUCUUAGAAAUCAUUGAGACUCAGCACACUUCAACAUGAAGUCAUUUCAAAGGGCAACUAUGGUUUCAAUAAAAAAGCAGGUUUUUACUGGCUGAAUACAAAAAUAAAUGGAAAACUGUAUUUUAAUAUAAAUAUGCGAUAGGCCAAUAUUUCUAUGCAUGCCACUUUAUGAGAUCUGAUUAGAGAAUAUCCAAAUAUUGGUCCAGAUUAUCCAUUUGCAGAGAAAGAGUCAAUUGGCAGUACACUGGCUCUCUUCCCUAGUUCUGGCCCGCCUCGGACCCAGGCUGGUUUACUCUGUCCGGUUGGCCAAAAACAUUGCCAACUGCUGUUGCACAGAAGUGCAAACGUACUGAAGCGAAAACUAAUAUUAUCUUGCAUUUGGUCACGUGAAACAACUUCCUGAUUUCAGUCCGUGCAGUUUUCCAGAGGAACGGCCUUACAGUUUUUAUCCUCAAGGAAUAUGAACCACAAAACUGAAUAAUGAUUAUGAACAAGGUCACUGUUUACAUUUUUUAAGUUUGUUGUUUUUAUUCUCAAACCUCUGGAUUUUAGACUUGACUUUGCCAUAUGAAUAUAUAUCUAUUUAUCUCAAAAAGCAAGCAUCCAAGGUUCCAGCAGUACUAUAGUUACCAUGUACACCUUUCUCCCUAAAAGCAGCCUCCCAAAAUUGGGCUGUGUGCGUCUUAAGUAGGGAAGCUGAUUCUUCUUUGCUGGAGUAGAAGAAAGCCUGGAGACACCAGUAAGCUGCCAAGACAGCUUUCAUUUGUCUAUGGCUCAUCAAGAAGGGGCAUGAUCCUACACUAACCACCUCACAGCCAUAGCUGUUGGCUGCGUGCUAUAGCUUGUGCCUGAAACAGCAAGGGAGCUCUUGUAUGCAGUCUCUGUCUUGAUGAGACUUGUGGUGCAGAAACAGACCUUUCUUUAUACAAGUUCCUGUAAAGACCUAUUUACAAUAAAGAUGUAACAGAAUUGUUAUUGCCCCCUUGCCCCCCAAGGGUCUGAAGCCUAACCUUGUGUGGCACAGGGUAUGUCCUCCUAGAAACAUAAAGUGUCCAGAAAGUGUGUCAUCCCACAAGGCAAUCUGGGUGAGGCAGCCAGAAGUUCCCAGGACAUCCUGUGUUUCCAAAAGGACUUACUCUGUCGCAUAAUCAGCCAUGACUCUGGGACAAAUCUUUUUUUUGCUCCAUUCUGCCUUCCAAAUACAAGGUAGGUGUCUUAUUUGGGUGUGAUAUGUAAGACAACAUGGCCUUAAACAUUACAACAAAAUAUACUGCAUUGCAAACCUGUUAAGAGAUAUGAGCAUUGAUGAGGUGGAAAUUUGUUCGUUCAAAAUUAUCAGCUGUCUCUGUUGCUCAUAUGAUAAUCAGAAAGAUCAUGUUCUCUUUCAGAUAGUGAUACUAUGUUCUCUUCUCAUUUCCUUUUCCUCUAUUAUCCAAGAGUGGAUCCUGCCACUACUUUUUCUUUGCCUGGUGUACUUGGUAGUAUUACGUCCUUCACACGAUUGCUGGGGCCCUUCAGGCUUGGGGUUUGGCCUUUGUGCUUAGCUUAAGCUGUGUGCUUAGCUUGAACUGUGGUCAAAACAUGCACCCAGUGAAAAGGAGCAGAUGGAAAAGUACUGUUUCCUAUUUGGCAGACAUAAGCAAGUUUAUUAAUAAGCAGUAAGGUGAAGGCUUACGCUAAUUUUAUGUAAUGAGAAUUGCAAGGUAUCUGGUAUAUCAAGAGAGAUGAGAGAGCGUACCCUUCGCAACCUGCCCCUGAAAGAGCCGGUCACUGAUCCAAGAUUCAGAACUGGGACAAAGGAGUCGGGAAGCCCAGACGUGACCUGGCCCGGCCAUCCAGUGAUGUUAUGUUCAUUAUAUCUUGGGGUGGUGAACAUGUUGUAUUGCUCUUGACUAACUCCAGUAAUAGACUUGUAACAGCUAAAGGCUGAAUAAAUGUAGUAUUGUUUUAUAAGCAGGGAUCUGCAAUCAAAAUGAAACACCCUAAUGUGUUUCAUUUUGAUCAUGAAAAAAUGUGCAAUUUGGGUUAAUUUUUUCCUCCAAAAAAAUUGUUUUUAUCAUAGAAAACCAGGAUCCCUAUUUAUGAGCAACCGUGUCCUAAUCUUGGAAUUAACAUCUGGAACAAGGCCCAAAAUAAUGAUACUGGACGUAACAGGAUGAAACGCCAGAUGCUUUUCUUAGACCACCAGAAUCUCCAUGAUGUCUGAAUGUAUGCCAUCUAAUUCAGGAGCAUAAGGGAGGUUUUCCCCUUGCUUGCCAUCCUGGCAAACUCUCAACCCAUUUUCUGAAUGUCAAGCUAUUUUCUCCCGGGCUGAUGCCUCCUGGCACAUGACAAACAAUCCUGCAAACUCAGUUCCACUAUCUGUGACAUCCAUGCCUUUGGUGAUGUGUAUGCAGCACUUCUGCACAUAAGUCAAUAGUUGUGGUUUGUCUGUGACCUGUGAAUGGAUGCGAUGUCUAAAAUGUACGUCUGAAUAGCCUGGGUCCCUCCCUGAUUUUUUUUUUUACUGAAAAAAUAAGCAUUCACCAUAAAGAUAAAAGAAGACUCCUGCUUUUGCUUUUCUAUCUAGAGUAAAAAAUGCAGACACUUCGGAGAAAGAAGAGCAUGUACCAGCAAACUAAAGUUCUCUUAUGGAAAAAUGUGCUUAUCAAAUGGAGGAUGAAGAAAAAAAGCUGUCAGGAAUGGAUCCUCUCAUUACUUUUCCUUCCUGUUGUGUACCUAGUAACAUUGUACUAUUCUCCUCCAAUUGAUGAAAUACCUCACGCUUUCCUCGGACACUUAGAUGAUCCUGUCUUCAGUGCUACUGGGGUUACAGUUGCCUAUACCCCAGUGACAAACACUACGAGACAAAUAAUGAAUAAGGUGGCAUUUGACUCUGUCAUGAAAGGUAUAACAACAGAAGCGGUAGAAGAUGAAAAAGCCCUGGAAACGGCAUGGGCUGAGAAUGAAAGCAUUGUAGGGGUUAUAUUUGAAGAUGACUUUUCCUAUCGCCUGAGGUUUGCUCCCAGAUAUGUGGCUAUUCCAAAUGAAAACUUGGGGGACAUAGAUUCCUGUUACAAUUUUUCUGAAAGUUACUGUGAAAGCCCAAGAUACUGGUACAACGGAUUUGUGUCUUUGCAGUCCAGCAUUGAUGCCGCCAUCAUAGAAGGCACAACAAGUCAUUCUGUCUGGGAAGAAAUGAAAUCCAUUGCUGGUGUCCGUAUGAGAUCAUUAAACAUCACGCCUACAAUAACAGUGGAGUAUUCAUUUAUCUUGAUUACUCUUGUAAUGUGUUUCUCUCCCUUUAUGCACUUUUUGGCACUAAAUAUGACAAGCGAAAAAAGAAAGCACAAGGAAUUGAUGAAGAUGAUGGGGCUGCAGGACUCGGCAUUCUGGCUCUCCUGGAGUUUGCUGUAUGCCAUCAAUAUUUCGAUUAUGUCCUGUGCAUUGACAGCUAUCUUUUUUAGUGAGUUUUUCCUCAUGAGCAGUUUCUCUGCUGUCUGGCUUCUGUUUUUCCUUUAUGGCAUCUCAUCCAUCCACUUCGUCUUCCUGCUCAGUUCCCUCUUAAAGAAACAUAAAACCACUGCCAACGUUGGGUUCCUCCUCACUUUCGCCUUUGGAUUCCUGAGUCUUAUUGUACUGCUGACAAAACUCCCCGCACCUUUGGAGAUUGCUUUGGGACUCCUCUGCCCCUUUGCUUUUAAUGUGGGAUUUGCAAAGAUUUUUCAUUUAGAAAAAUAUGGAAUAGGUUUCUCUUUUUCUAACUUGAUGGAGGAAUCACACUUUUUAUUGAAAAUUUACAUAAUACUGAUUCUUGAUGCCAUUUUGUAUAUGGUGCUGGCUAUCUAUUUUGACAAAGUUUUGCCUGACAAAUAUGGAAUACCAUAUCCCCCUUUAUUCUUCCUGAAAUCAUCGUACUGGUCCAAAAGCAGGAGAGAUUACACUGGUGAGAGACCUGAGAUUGAACAGAACCGGGAACGUAUCUUUAACGAUAAUAUGGAGCGAGUGCCUCCAGAAUUUGUUGGGAAGGAAGCUAUCAGACUCAACAAUAUUAAAAAAAUAUAUGGAAAGAAGGACCAGAAAGCAGAAGCUCUCAGAGGUUUGUUCUUGAAUAUUUAUGAAGGCCAAAUCACUGCAUUGCUGGGUCAUAGCGGAGCUGGAAAAACUACGUUGCUAAAUGUGCUGAGUGGAUUUAUCAAGGCUUCAGAUGGUUCAGCCACCAUAUACAACUACCACUUGUCUGAAAUAGGAGACAGAGAGAGAAUAAGAGAGAGGAUUGGGUUCUGUCCACAAUUCAACAUUCAGUUUGAAGUUUUAACGGUGAAAGAAAAUUUGCAAAUUGUUGCUGGAAUCAAAGGGAUCCAGUCCAGUGAGGCCAAACGCGAGGUGCAAAAUAUUUUGACGUUGUUGGAUAUGACCAGCAUUCAGGACAUUCAAGCUGAUAAACUGAGUGGCGGGCAAAAAAGAAAAUUGUCUCUUGGGAUUGCCAUGUUAGGAGAUCCACAGGUUUUGCUUCUAGACGAGCCAACUGCUGGGCUAGAUCCAUGUUCUAGGCAUCAGGUGUGGACCCUGCUGAAGGAAUAUAAACCUGGUCGAGUGACUCUGUUCAGCACCCAGUUCAUGGAUGAGGCUGAUGUCCUAGCUGACCGCAAGGCUUUUAUCUCCUGUGGAAGGAUAAAGUGUGUUGGCUCAUCUCUCUUUCUAAAGAAAAAAUGGGGGAUUGGCUAUCACUUAAGGAUGCACGUCAGUGAGCACUGUGACUCUGAGAGGAUGUCAUCUCUGGUCAGAGAGUAUGUGCCUAAUGCCACAUUCUCAGGACAGAGUGAAAAUGAACUAAGGUAUAUUCUGCCAAUGGAAAAUGUGGAUAAAUUUCCAGAUCUGUUCUGUAGCUUAGACAGCCAUUCUGAUGAAGGAAUUGUUAAUUAUGGAGUUACCAUGACAACCCUGGAAGAUGUCUUCAUGAAACUGGAAGGUGAAGAUCAAGAAGGAGAUGUGCAGGCAGAAGAGGAAAGAGAGACUUUCUCUGCUGAUGAAGUGGAAGAAGGUCUUCUGUCGUUCUCAGACAUGGGAAAAGCAAUUGUAAGCGGCACAACUCUCUGGAAGCAACAAGUCUGUGCCAUAGCACGAAUGCGCAUCCUAAAGCUUAAGAAGGCAUAUAAAACCUUGCGGAACCUAUUACUUCUCUAUCUGACUUUUAUGCUCCCUCUGAUUUUGGAACUGAUCUUCAUAGAGGUGUGGCACGUAAUAAAUUCUUGGGAAUUGACUUCUGGUCUGUAUUUCCUUCCUGUUGGAAAGAAGUCUGACAAGGAAUACAUGAACCUCCUAGUCCUCAAUGAAACAGGCUCCAGCAUUGAGAACUUUGUCCGUGCUGUAGAGAAACAGAAAAUAAUGUUGGAUGUAACUACUGGAAAAAAUAUCACAGAGGAGUUAAUACACAGUGGGGCUAUAAAAGUAUCUCUUGAGGACCAGAGCUACAGGUUUACAAUAAUGUGUCACAUGGAGGUAACCAACUGCUUCCCCAUGCUUGUGAACAUCAUUAGCAAUGCGCUGCUGGGAACCUUCAAUUCCACUGAGCAUAUCCGCAUCUGGAAUCAACCUUUUUCUAAUAAACAUGGAGGAAUGUUCUGGAAUUAUUUUUUCCUGAACUACCUUUUCUUUUGGUUGGUUUUAUUUCCUGCUUUCCCACCUUACUUUGCGACGAACCACGUAGAGGAUUACAAGAGGAAAGCUCAUUCUCAGCUGCGUGUCUCUGGGCUCAUCCCAUCAGCUUACUGGUGUGGGCAGGCACUGGUGGACAUUCCUCUGGCCUGGAUCCUUCUUAUCCCCAUGUAUGGGAUACUGCUUUCACUGAGUUCUCAAACUCAGGGGUAUCCUGGUACCCUGCUCAUUUUGUUUAUAGGACUUUUUGGAUAUGGAGCUUCUAUCGUCCUGUUCCUUUAUUUAAUUGCCUUCAUAUUUCGCAAGGGGUGCAGCAGCCAUAUUUUGUCCUUUUCUCUCGUAAUGGUAACCUUUGCUGUCUACCUCUUUGGUUUAUUCAUGUUUUAUGCUGAAGGUGGAAUUACUCAUUACGUUCUGUCCAUUUUCCUUCCUGUAUAUCCAUUAUUUGGCCUUUGCAUCACAACUUUAUAUGCUGUUGUAGACUUUCCUCAACCCCUUUUUCCAACCGGCUGGUCGGAAAUACUGAUAUCUGUGUUUGGACCUUACAUCCAGUGUGUGGCUUUCGUUUUUCUUCUUCGAUAUUUGGAAAUGAAAUAUGGAAGAGUGGUUUUGAGAAAGGAUCCGAUUUUUAGACUCUCCCCAGGGAAAGAGCCUUGCCAUCAGAAUCCUGACGAACCAGAAGAGGAGGAUGAAGAUGUUCAAGCGGAAAGGGAAAGAGUAAGGCAGGCAAUAGCAUCUCAGAAUCAGAAGGAGAAGCCAGUUGUUAUUGUCAGCAAUCUGCGCAAGGAAUAUAAGGUCAAGAAAGCCAAUGCUGUUUUUAAGAAAAAGAAGAAAGUGGCCACCAAAAAUGUCUCUUUCUGUGUUAGAAGAGGAGAGGUAUUAGGACUGCUGGGACCCAACGGAGCUGGAAAAAGUACAACCAUAAAUAUGAUCACGGGAGACACCGCACUGAGCGCCGGGCAGGUGCUGGCGAAGGGGAAGGAUGCAGCUGGAUCUCAACUGGAAGCCAGCAUCCCUGGCUUCCUGGGCUACUGCCCUCAGGGGAACCCUCUCUGGCCAACCUUGACUGUGCAGGAGCAUCUGGAGGUUUAUGCGGCUGUGAAAGGGCUGAGGAAAGAAGAUGCUGCUGUCGCCAUCAGUCGGAUGGUGAAGGCUCUAGAGCUCCAGGAGCAUUUAAAAAAAGAAACCAGGACAUUAUCCGCUGGCAUAACAAGAAAGCUGUGUUUCAUCCUGAGCAUGCUGGGUAACCCAACAGUUAUGCUCUUGGAUGAGCCAACCACUGGAAUGGACCCUAAAGGCCAACGUCAAGUGUGGAAAGCAAUUCAUGCUGCACUGAAGAACAAGGAGCAAGGGGCUAUUUUGACAACCCACUACAUGGAGGAGGCUGAGGCAGUGUGUGACCGGGUGGCCAUCAUGGUGGCUGGAGAGCUCCGGUGCAUUGGCCCCAUUCAGUACCUGAAAAACAAGUUUGGCAAAGGUUACCUACUGGAAAUUAAAGUGAAGGACCCCGAGCAAGUCGAUGAACUCCAUGCCAAAAUGCUGACGAUCUUCCCACAAGCAGCUCGUCAAGAGCGGUUUCCUUCUUUGCUGGUCUACAAGAUACCAAUGGAAGAUGCUCUUCCUCUGUCCCAGGCUUUCUCCAAGCUUGAGGCAGCCAAACAAACCUUCGGCUUCGAGGAGUACAGCUUCUCUUUGAACACCUUGAUGCAGGUGUUCUUGGACCUGUCUCGAGAGCAAGAGAAGGAAAAUUUUGAUCUGGCAUUGGAUGGAAAUUAUGAAUGGAAACAACUUCAGCCAGAAGACAUUUAGCCACGUUAAAACGUUUCCUAUUUAAUCAAUUUUAAUCUUUAAGGUUUGACUGUCUAUCAGUAUAAUAUGGUUAUCAGUGCAGCAGGUAUUGCAGCUUCUGUACUUUGGACAAAAGAAUUAUUUUUUUCUAAUUUAGGUUUUCCUUUUAAGGAAAGAACAUUUUGAAAUAAUAGAAGUGUUACUGUUCUCAGGAUGACAUGGUUUGCAUAAAAGAGAUAGUAAAGAAUACAUAGGAAAUGAAAAACAAAUUUUACAGAUGGAAUUGGAAUAAAAUAUGAAAUAAAACAAUGGAAAUGAAAAGAUACCUCUCUGAAGAGAUAGCCUUGUAGUAUAAUUAAGUGCAUCCUCAAUCACACCCUCCAAAGGAUACUUUAGGCCUACAGAUCAUAAAUCUGCAUGCCUCAUCAACAGCAGAAUUUCCCUUUACUCCAUCAAAAGAUCUGCCCUUCAAUCUGACAAGCAUCAUAUUAACCUUAGAGAGCCUAUGUCAUGUUUGACAUUACCAUAACAUUUCUAAGAAGCCAUCUCUGAACCAUUAGCUAUUAUUUUUUAAAGCUCCUGGAGGACCAGGAGAAGUCCUAGAUACCUAGAAAAGGGCAAACAGAAUACCUGUUUUUAAAAAAAAUUAAAAAAGAAAACUUAGGAAAUUACAGGAACAAAUUAUUAUAUGAGAACAAAUUAUUUUUAAAAUAUGAUAAUGAGCUCAAACAAGCAACAUGUAUUUGUCGAGACCAAAUUGUGUUGAAUUCAUCUAAUUUCCUCCUUUGACAGGGUAAUAGACCUAGUGGAUAAGGGAGACGCAGUAGAUGUGAGAGAUCUUGCCUUUAGCAUGGUUUUUUUCCAGAUUCCAGAUGACAUUCGUAUAAGUAAACUAUGGUAAUAUGGUCUCAGAGAAAUCAUUUUGAGGUAGAUGCACAACCAAUGGAAAAAAACUCACUCAAAACACCUCUUUAUGGUUCAGUAUCAAACUCAGAAGACAUUUUAGUGGAGUCCUACAAGGGUUGUCCUGGGCCGAGUACUACUCAAUAUUUCCAUUAAUGACUUGAAUGAAAAAGAGUCCACUUAUGACAUUUGUGGAUUAUCAAUGGAGAGUUGGCAAUCAUUAUGGAAGACAGGAUAAGCCCCAGGCUAUCCUGACAUGGGCCUGGGCCAGAGCUAGGGAAGUGAAUCAGGAAGCCAUACCUUCGUUUGUAAUGGUGCCUACAAUAUGCACACUUUUCUGUGCUCAGUGGAAACUAAGUAUAUCAGAGAUCCUGUACGAAUAUUUUAAUAUUUUCUGUUUGUUUCCCACUAAGCAAUAUGUAUAGAAAUACUCGUGUAAGACAUCUGUGUUCAGAUACAUUUUGUCUAAGGUUUUUACUCUAUUUUUGUACUCUUGCCAAUAAAAGUCUGCUUUUAUUGAAACCAAA
Molecule: messenger RNA, 16065 nt
Organism: Alligator mississippiensis (American alligator)
Lineage: Eukaryota; Metazoa; Chordata; Crocodylia; Alligatoridae
Product: ABC-type organic anion transporter ABCA8
Exons: 48
Coding region: 9788-14656 (1622 amino acids)
Biological process (GO): transmembrane transport; lipid transport
Cellular component (GO): membrane; intracellular membrane-bounded organelle
Molecular function (GO): ABC-type transporter activity; ATP binding; ATP hydrolysis activity
Source: RefSeq, a predicted model, not a curated record